UACUCAGUGCACUUCGUUCAGAACUGCACGUCUGACUUGGCUUGUCAAUCGCGCUGCAGUAGUUGCAUUAUGACACUCACAAUGAACAAAAUAACUCAGUUACGAAGCGCCUUUCGGAAAGCGGCUUUUCUCACAGAGCGCUUUCUCUCUUUGAAAAAGCGACCUGCGCCCAGGGCAUCAAUAUCCACUGGACCACAGCAGCAACACGAAACCUUUUAUGAGUUCCGCACCUAUUCAAUCCAGCCUCAUCUCAAUACUGCCUUCCUCAAACUGACCAAUGAGAAGAUCCACCUGCGGACUGCCCACUCAGAGCUUAUUGGCUACUGGACUGUGGAAUAUGGGGGUCUCAAUCAGGUUUUCCACAUCUGGAAGUAUGACAGCUACGCCCAGCGGGCAUCUGUGCGGGCAUCCUUGGCUCAGGACCCUUGCUGGAUUGAGCAGUACAUCUCUAAAGCAAUGCCAAUGCUGAGCUCUCAGGAUAAUGAAGUCACAUACCUCGUACCCUGGAGUAAAAUUCAGAAGCCACCCAAAGAGGGAGGAGUGUUUGAGCUGGCCACCUUCCAGAUGAAGCCGGGUGGCCCGGCGGUGUGGGGUGCGGCGUUUCAGGCGGCAGUGGGGACCCACACAGGAUCAGGGUACACUCAUUCAGUGGGGGUUUUUCACUCUGAAUUUGGACAGCUCAAUCAAGUGCAUGUUUUAUGGUGGUACAAGAGUGCAGACGAGCGAGCAGCGAUUCGGCAUAAAUCUCAUGGAGAUGUCAGAGUGGUUGCAGCAGUAAGGGAAAGUGCUGCAUACCUGGUGUCACAGAAGAAUAAACUCAUGUUCCCCUGUGCUUUCUCACCCAUCAAAUAGCUUGACUUCCUAGUUGAAAGUCCAAAAUGGAGAGAUGUGGAGUGAGGUUACAUUAAUGCAGUAAAAGAGAUCAAACUAUGAACUUUGUCUGAACAUAUUUAAUUCUGAGAAGUUCCAGCUGCAUUUUGCAGAUGGAUGUGUUACUGAAGAAAAUAUUCAGUUGAUAGUCAGUUAAACAGUGACACUUUGCUUCAUGUCAGUUAAGUAUCACUUUGUCACUUUAUUCAUGAUAUUUUGUAGGUUUUAUUCAUUAGGCCUGUAUUAUGUGUUGAGGGUAAUUAACUCGCCUGAAGGUUGAUCAAUAAAUGAUGACAAAAAAAUAUAUUUUCCUUGAAGGGACUUCCAACAUAACCUCAAACUAUUCCAGAAAUGAUUCUAUCAAUGUUCUGUGCAACACGUCAUGUCAUCUCUUUUCUUCAAUAAAUUCUUACAUGCUAAUGAAA
This is a messenger RNA of Myxocyprinus asiaticus (Chinese sucker), 1295 nucleotides long. Its product is annotated as protein NipSnap homolog 3A-like. Gene Ontology annotation, cellular component: mitochondrion. The record is from RefSeq and is a predicted model, not a curated record. The transcript has 6 exons. The coding region runs from base 70 to 852 and encodes 260 amino acids. Lineage: Eukaryota; Metazoa; Chordata; Actinopteri; Cypriniformes; Catostomidae.